Molecule: messenger RNA, 597 nt
Organism: Aphanomyces astaci
Lineage: Eukaryota; Oomycota; Saprolegniomycetes; Saprolegniales; Verrucalvaceae
Product: TKL protein kinase
Exons: 4
Coding region: 1-597 (198 amino acids)
Biological process (GO): protein phosphorylation
Molecular function (GO): ATP binding; protein kinase activity
Source: RefSeq, a predicted model, not a curated record
AUGAAGCAAUUGUUACCGUCCAAAGCCAAAGAUCUCGAUGCGACGGCGGAAUUCAUGCGGGAAAUCCACCUCUGUGCGCGCCUCAACCACCAGAACAUCGUCCCGUUUGUGGGCAUCGCGUGGUCUACCCUCGUCGACUUGGCCGUUUUGUCCGACUUGAUGCCCCGAGGUGACGUUCAUGAACUGCUUCAAACCGAACGCCGUUUCGAACGCGUUCAGAACAGACGAUUUCACUGGCGGCGCGCGGCCAGCCCCAACGAAGCCGCGGACGAGAUGACCACGAAAACCAGCGUCGCCCUCGACGUUGGCCGCGCCGUGAGCUAUUUACACGAUCUGUCCAUCAUUCACCGCGAUUUAAAAGCCAAAAAUGUGCUGCUGAGUGCAUCGUUUGAAGCGAAAUUGAGUGAUUUUGGCAUCUCCAGAGUGUCCAAACUGGAUGAAACCAUGACGGCGAAUGUUGGCACGAUCGCUUGGAUUGCCCCAGAGGUGUUGACCGGGGACCGCUUUGGCGCGUUUCUUUCGGAAAUGGACACGUUGGGAACGCCGUAUGCGACGGAAACGUCGACGAAUUGCGAAGGCUUUUCCAACAUUUUAUAA